Molecule: messenger RNA, 426 nt
Organism: Mucor velutinosus
Lineage: Eukaryota; Fungi; Mucoromycota; Mucoromycetes; Mucorales; Mucoraceae
Gene: SWC4
Product: swr complex subunit
Exons: 3
Coding region: 1-426 (141 amino acids)
Biological process (GO): transcription by RNA polymerase III
Cellular component (GO): transcription factor TFIIIC complex
Source: RefSeq, a predicted model, not a curated record
AUGAGCGACAGUGAAUACGAAUAUGAGGAAGAGUCUAGUUAUGUAACAUUUGACAUGGGAAGGGCUAUUUCUAGCAGUUUCGUCGAACAAAAGGCGCGCGCAGGAUGUCGUAUCGUGGGCAUGGAAGAGGGUCGACCUUUGUUGCAGUUGGGCGGAUUGACAUUUGAGGGAACAGUGGAUGAGACCAUUGGCACACAUUUGCUGUUUGAGAUCAAGGAAAAAGUGCAUGAUACAAAGGGUUUAUUGCCACUAUUGACAUCAAUGCGAACCGAAGACGAUGCGCCCAAACAACAGAAAUACUCUGCCGAAUACUUUUGCUCGACGGAAAACACCAUCAGAAUGGAUACAGUGACAAUAAGGCCUAGGGAACCCGUGAAAGAGACACCCAAGCUGAUUGAUGAGGAUGAAGAAGAAAUCAUGCUGUAG